This is a messenger RNA of Hyaloscypha bicolor E, 2040 nucleotides long. RefSeq names its product putative serine palmitoyltransferase 2. Gene Ontology annotation, biological process: sphingosine biosynthetic process; ceramide biosynthetic process. Lineage: Eukaryota; Fungi; Ascomycota; Leotiomycetes; Helotiales; Hyaloscyphaceae. The coding region runs from base 1 to 2040 and encodes 679 amino acids. Gene Ontology annotation, molecular function: pyridoxal phosphate binding; serine C-palmitoyltransferase activity. The record is from RefSeq and is a predicted model, not a curated record. Gene Ontology annotation, cellular component: serine palmitoyltransferase complex. The transcript has a single exon.
AUGCCUCAAAGAUUCCCACGAAAUCCGUUUGCCAGCUCCCCAGACACAGCGGUUGUUAUACCGCCAUCCGACAAGCCUACGAGUCGGAGGCCCUCGACAUCGAAGGCCAACAGAUUGACUCAAUUCUUCUCUUCCUCGCCGAAGAGCAAGGAACAGCAAUCUGCGCACCAGGCUCUCCUCUCUGCGGUGGCGGCGCAACAGCAGCAUCUCCUGAAUAACCCAUCCCCACACAUCAGCGCUCCGUCUCUGUCAUUACCGACCAUCUCUCUCUCCACAGCGAAGGCAGGCGAGGCUAAUAUGGACGAGCCCCCAACUACACUCUUCCAGCCACCUUCAAUUGCAGAGGCAAAGCGACAAGCACGAGUGGAUGCACAGUUCGGGCCCCUAGGAAGCCAAAACCAUCGAUAUGUGAGCAAGCACAUGGGAGCGGAGCUCGAGGAGCCCAUUAUCGACGAACCACCCUACUACUACCUCUUGACUACCUACAUCAGCUACCUCGUUCUCAUAAUUUUCGGCCACGUUAGAGAUUUUUUCGGCAAGCGAUUCAGACCAGAUCAUUACAGACACUUAAAAUCCGCCAAUGGCUACGCUGCCCUGAAUAGCGACUUCGACAAUUUCUACGUGCGAAGACUGAAAUUGCGAAUUGAUGAUUGCUUUGCGCGACCAAUCACGGGAGUUCCAGGCCGAUACAUCACAUUGAUGGACCGCAAAACAGACGAUUUUAAUGAGCAUUUCCAAUUCACCGGCACAUACACGGAAACCCUUAAUAUGAGUUCGUACAACUAUCUCGGAUUCGCUCAAUCAGAAGGACCUUGCGCAGAUGCUGUGGAAGAGACCAUCAAGAAAUAUGGCAUUAGCGCUGCAAGCCCCCGUGCAGACGCAGGUACAUCGGACUUGGCCCUGGAAGUGGAAGACAGAAUUGCCAAAUUCGUCGGCAAACCAUCAGCUAUGGUUUUCUCAAUGGGAUUCGCAACAAAUGCGACUUCGUUCCCAGCCUUGGUUGGCAAGGGAUGUCUCAUUAUCUCUGAUGAGCUGAACCACGCCUCUAUCCGCAUUGGAGCCCGUCUUUCCGGAGCCAUGAUCAGCUCCUUCAAGCACAACGAUAUGGGAGAUCUCGAGAAGAAACUGCGAGAAUCAAUUUCCCAAGGCCAGCCCAGAACGCACCGUCCAUGGAAGAAGAUUCUGGUCGUUGUCGAGGGUCUCUAUUCCAUGGAAGGAACUAUGUGCAACCUUCCCGGUCUUCUCAAAUUGAAGAAAAGAUACAAGUUCCAUCUUUUCGUUGAUGAAGCUCACUCCAUUGGUGCUCUUGGUCCUCGCGGCCGUGGCGUUUGCGACUAUUUCGGCAUUGACCCAGCUGAGGUUGAUAUUCUGAUGGGCACUCUGACAAAGUCAUUCGGCGCAAACGGAGGUUAUGUUGCCGCAGAGAAGCACAUCAUCGACAAGCUCCGCGCCACCAAUGCAGGAACCAUCUACGGCGAAUCACCUACCCCUCCGGUUCUCAUGCAAAUUCUCAGCGCUCUCAAGAUUAUUGCCGGCGAGCUCAACCCUGGACAAGGUGAAGAACGUCUCCAACGUAUUGCCUUCAAUUCCCGCUACUUGCGUCUUGGAUUGAAGCGUCUUGGAUACAUUGUCUAUGGCCAUGACGACUCUCCCAUCAUUCCUAUUGUUCUCUACAACCCUGCCAAGAUGCCCGCGUUCUCCCACGAAAUGCUCCGCCGAAAGAUCUCCGUCGUUAUCGUCGGAUACCCAGCCACUCCGCUCAUUUCCUCCCGGGCCCGCUUCUGCGUCUCCGCUGCUCACAAUAAGGAUGACAUGGACCGCCUCCUCGCGGCUUGUGACGAAAUAGGCAACGUCCUCCAGCUCAAAUUCUCCACCGGUAUCGCCGGCGGCGCGGAGCAUCUCCCAGAUGGCGUGACUCCUGAGAUGGAGAAGGAGUGGCAGAAGGCGAAUGGCUUGCAGGGUGUCGUCAAGCCACCUCGAUGGUCAUUACGAGAGAUCAUCGCGAACGGUGUCCAGGAUGUCAAGCAGCCACUUCGGUGA